AAUUUCAAAUAGUCGUGAGUGAACCGUUGAACUGCAUAAACGCUGUUUACUACACAAGAAUAUAAAAGUUUAUUGUUAUAAUACAUACUAUAUACAGAGUUUAGGAUGUCAUCAGUAAUCGAUCAGAAUCAGAAUGAAGCAUCAGAAAUAAAAGCGGGAACAGGUUUCGAAAUUCCAAAAUGGUUAACGGCAGAACUAUUUGAAAAUGUUCUUAUCGAGUCCAUUCCGAAAUUUCGAAAAAUCACACAUUUUGAGGCUAAGCCCGCAUUGGCUGCUGGAGAAAACUAUGCCACUGUCAUGCUACGUAUUCAUGUAGACAUUGAAUUAACAGAUGCCUUAACGGAUUCGAUUUCGCUCAUGAUGAAGCUGCCGCAGGAAAACGAAAUUCUUAAAGAUAUGAUGCGCAAGCAUAACAUUUUCGAAAUUGAGUACAAGAUGUACCAUGAAGUUCUACCCGAGUUCAAGCAGAUGUACGUAAAUGCCGGAGUCAAUGCAAUGUUUUCCGCAAGUUGUUAUAACAUCGAUACACCUUCCGAAUUCGGAGUUAUAUUGCUGGAAGACCUUCGACCACUUGGUUAUAAGAACGCCAAUCGAUUGGAGGGACUCAACUUGGUGCAUACAAAGGCAGUGCUUGAGCGUUUAUCGCAGUGGCAUGCUGCUUCGGCCACACGUGUCGAGACUAAAGGCAUAUUCCCGGAGAUGUUCAUUAAAGGUAUAUUCAGCGAAUCCCAGCGAGAAACUAUGGAAAAUUUCAGUACAACAAUUAAAUCACAAUUUUUAUCGUCUGUAAAAACAAUUAAGGGUAGCGAAGAUUACAUGGACGACUUGGUGAAUGUUUUCGAUUAUAUUACCGAUUUAUUGUUCAAUACAUCGAAGUAUGAUCCAAAUGAAUUUAACGUUUUGAACCAUGGCGAUUGCUGGAGCAACAACAUCAUGUUUAAAUACGAUGCUGAAGGGAAAAUUGUAGACACGGUCCUCAUCGAUUAUCAAAUGGUGAAUUAUGGCUCUCCUGCGAAGGACUUGCUGUACUUCUUGGUAUCGUCUACUGCAUAUGAUUUAAAAGUCAAAGAAUUCAACUAUCUUAUUAAAUUCUAUCACGAAAACUUAGUGAAAAACUUAACUAUUUUGAAGUACCCCAAAAAAUUGCCGACAUUGAAAGAAAUUCAUUGUGCAAUUAUAAAAUAUGGAAUAUGGGCAUUAUCGACGUCUUUCGGUGUUAUGGCAGUGGCUUUAUUGGAAUCGAAUGACGAUUCUAAUAUAGACAGCUUCAUUAAUGAUACGGAUGCUGGUGAUCGGUUCAGAAAUUUGAUGUUCUCCAACCCCAGGUACCGCAAACAUUUGGAAAUUUUGAUGCCCUGGAUGAGCAAUCGUGGUGUUUUCGAAGUUUACCAAAUUACAAUGAACGACACACCAAACGGAAAUGUCGAGAAUAAUGUUGGCAAGCUACCUGAGUGGUUGGAAGCAGUAACUUUUGAAAAUGCCGCACGCACCCAUAUUGGAGAAGAUUUUAGCAAAAUUGUCAGCGCUCGAUCUGAUAUUGACCCGAGUAGCACCGCCAACUAUACAUCUUUGCUGAUGCGUCUCCAUCUGGAUGUAGAGCUUACAGAUGGCAGCUUAAAAACUGUUACUUUCGUCCUUAAAGUACCACAUAGCAACGAAAUGAUGUCAAAAAUAUUAAAUCUGUUAAAACUGUUCCCGAAGGAGGAACAAACGUACCACAGUAUUAUACCGAAAUUCGAAGCGCUUUACAAGCAAGCGGGCAGUGAUAUUAAAUUUGCUCCGAAUGCGUAUCAAGUCGAUCGUGACAUAGGCGUCGAUUAUGUUUUGCUGGAAGAUCUACGUCCAAGAGGUUAUAAAAAUGCCAAUCGAAUCAAAGGUUUAGACUUGGAACAUACCAAGCAUGUGCUCCAGAAACUGGCGGAAUUUCAUGCUGCAUCCGCGUGCUACGUGGAACACUUUGGAAUGUUUCCUGAGGAAUUCACUGUUGGAAUUUAUUCAAGGAAUAAUACAGAACUACUGAAGCAGUUCAACUCGUCUAGCGCAUUCUUAACCCAAUUGAAAAAGUGGAAGAAUGGUCAAGCGUACUAUGAAAAGUUGGCUGACAGCGACAGCUACUUGGUGGAUCGCCUGCUGCAGAAUCAGACUUAUAAUCCAAGUGAAUUCAACGUACUCAACCACGGCGAUUGCUGGGUGAAUAACAUUUUAUUUAAGUAUAAUGCGUUCGGCAAAAUUACGGAUACUCGUUUUAUUGACUUUCAAGUGGGCAAAUACGGCUCGCCAGCUAAUGAUCUGUAUUACUUCAUACUAUCCUCUACUGCCGCAGACAUCAAAAUAGCACAUUUUGACUACUUGAUUCGUUACUAUUUCGAUAACCUGGUUGAGAAUUUAAAACUUCUUCAAUAUCACAGGCCUUUACCGAAACUUCGUAAUCUCCACUCCGUGUUACUGAAACACGGUCUAACAGCCUAUUUGGCCGUUUCUAAAAUAUUGCCCGUCGUGAUGUUGGAGAAAAUUGGUGAUGAAACCAAUAAAAAUGGAACGCAAAACGAGGAUAAACUUAAAUUUGCCAUGUAUACUAAUCCAAAAUAUGUUGAGUCUGUAUCGGAGCUUUUACCAUGGUUGGAUAAUCGUGGUCUGUUGGACUGGAAGGUUUAGCAACUUUUUAAUUCACCGAGCAUUGCAUAGAUGGUAUCAUAUAUUUCUCAUGCACUUGUAUGAUCAUCUACGCUGUACAUAUAAAGUGCAUUAAAGCAACAAAAAUAAAAAAUGCUAAAAAUAAAUUCACCUUGUCAUUAUGAAAACAA
Bactrocera dorsalis (oriental fruit fly) is the source of this 2804-nucleotide messenger RNA. RefSeq lists its product as uncharacterized. The record is from RefSeq and is a predicted model, not a curated record. The coding region runs from base 106 to 2655 and encodes 849 amino acids. Lineage: Eukaryota; Metazoa; Arthropoda; Insecta; Diptera; Tephritidae. The transcript has 8 exons.